Messenger RNA from Benincasa hispida (wax gourd), 682 nucleotides. RefSeq lists its product as uncharacterized. The record is from RefSeq and is a predicted model, not a curated record. Lineage: Eukaryota; Viridiplantae; Streptophyta; Magnoliopsida; Cucurbitales; Cucurbitaceae.
UACAACUAUAAUUUCGGGCACAUACCCACCACGUUAAGCAAUUUGCUCUUCUCAUUUUCAUCUUCUUCUUCUUCUUCCUCAUCUCUAAGAUUUCUCCAUUUCCAUUUCCAUUCCCAAAGAAUCAUGAGUUACCCUUACGGCUACCACCAGCCUCCGCCGGAAACCUACCCUCCUCCCGGGUACCCUCCACCGCAGCCUGGAUAUCCCGGCCAUCAGCCACCGCCACCUCCGCCGCACCAAGGCUAUCAAGGGUAUUUCUAUGAUGGGUAUCAGCCAUCGGCGCCGCCUCCUCCUCCUCCACCGCCUUAUCAUCAUCAGCACUAUCACUACGAUGAUCGAAAUGAUUGUUCCUCAUUCCUUCAUGGAUGCUUAGCCACACUUUGUUGUUGUUGUAUGUUGGAGGAGUGCUUGGCCUGCUUCCGGUAGACAGUUGCAAAAUCGGUGUUCUUUUUCAAUCUAUUCAGCCGUGCUGUGUUCGUGUCUUCUAUUCUGCUGUGUUCAUGUCUUCUAUUAUGAAUCGACGCCUGUUUUUGCAUCACUUGGAACAAGAUUUGUUUGUUUCUGGUUUGUGUGAUUGUAAACCAUCUGUAUUGUUUGAUAUCUAAACGCUCCUAUUUACUUUUAUACAUACCUAAAUAAAUAAUAGUUAAUACUAGUAGACUUGAAAUCCCUAUUUUUGUCA